Exophiala mesophila is the source of this 2986-nucleotide messenger RNA. RefSeq lists its product as uncharacterized. The transcript has 3 exons. The record is from RefSeq and is a predicted model, not a curated record. The coding region runs from base 653 to 2173 and encodes 506 amino acids. Gene Ontology annotation, biological process: regulation of DNA-templated transcription. Gene Ontology annotation, molecular function: sequence-specific DNA binding; zinc ion binding. NCBI's taxonomy places the organism in Eukaryota, Fungi, Ascomycota, Eurotiomycetes, Chaetothyriales, Herpotrichiellaceae.
AUCUCGCUCUCUAAGACUUGCUCAUCUUGCUCAUCUUCCUUUCAUCAUCCGUCACCAUUCAUCCUCUCGACCCGAUUUCUGCAUUGCCGCCUGCACCCAAGUCCACCAGUGCACCACCAACACCACUACCACCACCACCGCCAUCAACAACAACAUCAUUUUCACCAUUGAUUUUCAACAUCCUUACCACCCACACUUCAAUCUUGCUGCCAUCAAUCAAUUCCUUACUUCCUCCUCCGGUUGUAGCUCUGAGCACCGCAUCCUUCCGGUCGAAGCCACAUCUUCCACGAAUCCAUCCAGUGCAGGGCCUCAGAACAAGGGUUGCAUCCACAGAAAGUUCGACUAAUCGACCAAACUACCAAGUCACACCACGGUAAUAAGGUCUCUCAAUAAAACAAUUGCAGGAGCGGUCUUCAGUGAGAAGCGCAUUACUACCUCGUCUCGAACACUGGCCAGGAUACUGUGACAUCUAGGCUGUGAGACAACCCCGCGAGGAUAUACUUUUUGGCAGCACAUUGCCUGGAGUUGCCACUUCCUACUCGGUCAACGACGGUUUCUCGGCCCCAGGUCAGUCAUACGGCGGCCCAGACCUCAUGGUGACGCGGUACCUCGAGGGAAAGCACAUCUGGUGAAAGAAAGUGGCACUUCGUGGAUGCAUCGAGCCAACGCAAGUAUGGCUGCCAUCGAAGUAGGCGCAAGGCCUAGGUAUGUCCCCUUGAUCAAUCUGCACACUCCAUCAUUGACUUAUCUGAACAACAGGGACACUCUCCCAUCCAUAAGCCAUCUUCAUUUCGACAAGUCUCACAAUGAUCACCAUGAUCGAUCUCGGUACUAUCUCGCCGAAUCAGCCAACGCUCCCAAUACAGCACCGUUGACCAGUCCAACAAGCAUGCAUUCUGGGCCUCCUCCGCCCUAUUCAUGUGCCCCAUCUACUGCUCCUUCAGUCACCGCACUGUCUGGCUACAUCUCUCCCCCGGAAUCCACCACUCGACGAUCUACUCGCGAUGAAAAAGAGUCGCCAGGGUCUCGCAAAUCACUUCCCUCGAUCCACGAGGCUUUAGGCGCUCCACUUGCGGCCCCCCCUUCCCAGCAUCAACCUUCAAUGCCGCACUCGACAGGAAUGGCACAAUCAUUCCCUGAAGCACCGCGGGGGCCUGUCAAUCCAUAUUCGCAGUCGUCAGCGCCUCCCCCGGUGCUUCGAGAUGUCUUCUCCGGAGGACACAAGACCCCAUCUACCCAGGCUGAAGCAAACCAGCCAAAUCCAUCAUACUCGCCGACCAGUGGUUCUGACACAAGACACUCAGUCUCUCACCAUUUCGGAUAUCCUGGUUCUCCGCGGUCGCACGCCCCUCCGAGCUUUCGCUCUUCUUCGCUCGCCAACACUUCCUUUGGCGGCCAUAACGAACCACCUCCUACCCGCUCCGAACCUGCCUUUGAAGGACAGCGUAAUGGCUUUGCCUUUUCUCAAUACAACAAGCCCACGCCGGCCGGAUUUCCCCCGCCGCCUCCGUCCCAUGAGCCCUACCAGUUCACUGCAGGGUCCAAACCAGAAGAUCCACGGCCUCCCCAUUCCCAACCUGGAAGUGAAUCAACAUACGGUGAUACGGUCAAGCGACAUCUUGAUGUAUUUGAUGCAGAAAUGGGCCUAGGAGAGAUUUUCGAGGCUUCCUCGCGGACGUCCGACUUUUCUCGAAUCUGGAGUCAGCGCUACCACUCGAACAAUCAUCCGGGAUUCUUUCAAGAGUCGCUUCCUGGUUUACACGAGAUUGAUGAUAUGCUUCGACAGUCUCACCGUAUCUUUGAGAACUUGACACAUCUGCGAGAGGUUGUAGUGGCCCAGCAAACCGCCAUGUCGGAGCAAAGGGCUCGUCUUGCUCGGGGAGGGCCAAUGGAUGAAGACUAUCAUGGGUUGUCUGAUGACUACAAGAACGGAGGCUUCUCUGCCGGUGACGCCAAAAAACGGCGAGGCAAGGCCGCACCUCCAGGUCGAUGCCACAGUUGCAACCGAGCCGAGACACCAGAAUGGCGACGAGGCCCAGACGGGGCACGGACACUCUGUAACGCGUGCGGACUGCACUAUGCGAAACUAACCCGGAAAAUGGGGGUCAACAAAGCUGCAGCUAUGAGUGGCUCCAAUCUGCGACCCAAAAGCCUUGAUUCGACGAGACCAUAAGGUCAUGGGCCGAGUCGAUGAUUGGUGUCGAGCAUAAUGAAGACUAAGAGGGCUGUUGGUGUGCAGGCUCAACCAGGAGCCUGACGACGAGACUACGAGGGAAUGAUUGAUUGGGAAUAGUUACGGGACAUAUUGGGAUUUUGGCGUUUAGUCGGCGAUCUGGAUCCUUGUCGUGCAUUUUGGACCAAAUACGAAGCGACGCAUUUAUUGAUGCAAUGUACAGACGAAGACUGGAGCGCAGGAAUUGGGAAAAGCUUUUGGAAUCGGCGUCUCUUGCACAGUGCGAUGUCUUAUUAGAGAACAUCCAAGGGAGCAUGGGCGUGAAAACGUCGUCUGGGAGAUGUGAUGUUAUUCUUAUACCCUGACGGCAGCCUCAGCAGAGGCAAGGAGCAUUUUGGCUCCCUUGAAAUACUACGAGAUAUUGUUAUUGCUUAGUGGCCACGAGAGGACACGGGGUUGUGAUGAAAGAGAAGGGAUUGAGUGGUCAAGGUGCUUGUACAUGGUUGGAUCUAUAUUUUGAGGGCGGAGACAUUUAUUGGUUACAAAGUCAAAGGCAUUCUACUCAUUAGAGUGUUGCUGGACGGGAAAAGGCGUUGAGAGAGAAUUGGUGCGCAGCCUCUGUGCUGCAAUCGACGAACAAUGACAAUUUGUUCCGACUUUCCGAGAAACCUUUUGCUUGCUCCUUUUUUACGACGAUUUCAUAAGAAUGUGAAGAUGACUGGCCAUGGCCAUGACCACGAUUGACCAGGGCCUCGUGGGACGGUGGGUCGGGCAAUUCUGGGUUUAUAUGUGGAGUGGAGGGGGAGGGCAGUC